UCACGCGGGGGCGGCGCGCGCUGCUCCGCUCCGCCUCUAGUCGCUCGCGCUCUGCCUCCACAGAAGCCGAAGGAGGAAAAACACAAGAAAAGGAAAAAAAAACCUCGUCAGAGCCGCAACGGAGAGCCGAGCUUACAAACGGAGAAAGAAGGACGAGCAGAAGUCCCCAUCACCAUGAGGAGCUCCGCCGGUAGACACCUGUGCUUGCUGCUGCUUUUCUUCCCGCUCUCGUGGGCAGAGGACACGAAGAAAGACGUGAGGAAGAGCGAGAAUGUCACAGUUUGGGGACAAGCAAAGACCAGGCGACUAUUUGCAAGGCACAAGAUUUCUCCAGCAGAACAUGCUCGCAUUAUUAGACACAAGUCCCACAUCAUGCCCCCAGCUCGUCGCUGCGGCCGCCUGAUGGAAAACUGCUCCUCACACAUGCCUUGCUGCGACCCCUGCGCCUCCUGUCGCUGCCGACUCUUUAACACCAUCUGUCACUGCUGGAGAAUAAACCCCCUGUGCUUGAAGAGGACCUAGAGGGCGUGCGCACAGAUGCUCCCCUGUUACACGUCUUCGCAUACAGUGGAGUUUUCUAUAUUUCUGCGUAAAUGUGACCUGGAACAUCAUCAAAUGGCUGAGUGCAAUAGCUGUGAAUAAAAUGGUGAAGCUGUACAAGGAACAGGAAUGUUUCUGAAAGUUGCUAACUGUCCCUGUAUGCAGCAUUAACGGGCUCAUAAAAAUGUGACACUUGCUACAUGUCAUAAAAAGUACAAUGUUGCCUGUAUAAGGAGCUAUUGUUAUACACUGGCAGAAUAGGGUGCCUUUAAGACCCAGUCAUUAACUGCCCGUUAGAUUACGUCAGUGUUACUAUCUACAGUGAGUUGUCUUACAAACAUGGGACAGUUUAAUGUGCGACAGCUAAGCUAGAGAUUGCCUUAAAAACAGGGAUGGGUUUAGUGUGAGCUUUCACAGCAGGAGGGAUAGCACGAUGAAAAGGAUCAAAGGUUGGCUUUUGUGCUUUCUCAUGGUUCUAGACAAUAACAUAAUUGUGUUUGAUUUUCAAGUAUUGCUGCUUUUGAAUAUUUGUAUGUUCUCUUCUCUCCUGUUACUCUUUCGGUAAACCCAACAUUUAUUGUACAACUUCAACGUCCCUUCUUAAAGACUCACAGCGGAAGCGAUGUGGGAAAAAAAAAUCAUUCAUAGGUACAUUAUUAUUUUUAACUGCUUGCACAUUCGUGUGUGGUUUUAUGAGUUGACAUGACAUUAUAUUUUUGCUAUCUAAUAAAUGCGUUGUAAGCUGA
This is a messenger RNA of Fundulus heteroclitus (mummichog), 1286 nucleotides long. RefSeq names its product agouti signaling protein, nonagouti homolog (mouse) 2b (gene asip2b). The coding region runs from base 175 to 522 and encodes 115 amino acids. The transcript is spliced from 4 exons. Gene Ontology annotation, molecular function: type 1 melanocortin receptor binding; neuropeptide hormone activity. NCBI's taxonomy places the organism in Eukaryota, Metazoa, Chordata, Actinopteri, Cyprinodontiformes, Fundulidae. Gene Ontology annotation, cellular component: extracellular region. Gene Ontology annotation, biological process: positive regulation of feeding behavior; neuropeptide signaling pathway; adult feeding behavior. The record is from RefSeq and is a predicted model, not a curated record.